This is a messenger RNA of Trichomycterus rosablanca, 3378 nucleotides long. It is a transcript of the gene tbx2b, whose product is annotated as T-box transcription factor 2b. Gene Ontology annotation, biological process: cell fate specification; regulation of transcription by RNA polymerase II; positive regulation of DNA-templated transcription. The transcript is spliced from 8 exons. The record is from RefSeq and is a predicted model, not a curated record. Gene Ontology annotation, cellular component: nucleus. Bases 313 to 2376 code for a protein of 687 amino acids. Gene Ontology annotation, molecular function: DNA-binding transcription factor activity, RNA polymerase II-specific; RNA polymerase II cis-regulatory region sequence-specific DNA binding. Lineage: Eukaryota; Metazoa; Chordata; Actinopteri; Siluriformes; Trichomycteridae.
CUGCACCGACAGAGUGAACUUAUCUGUAUGAGAACGACGCCCGCAGAAAACUAAAAGCUUUAAAAGUGUCGCUGAGCUCACUUUGUCCGGUACCAGUUUACGUGGAAUCAGCUACUAGGAACACUGAAGUGGCUGUUUCCACAGCCAGUCCGCCUCAGCUUGAUUUUAACGACAAUUUUUAAAACUUUGCACUAAAAAUUACCUCACUGCGCUUCUCCGACGACGGAUCAUUCCUCCUGGAUACGCGCUGCUUCAACAGAAGAACCAUCACUGAAUAUCACAUUUCCUUCACGAUUUUUUUUGGAUGCACCGAUGAGAGAUCCAGUUUUUUCAGGCACUGCCAUGGCUUAUCACCCUUUCCACGCUCAUCGGCCCACCGAUUUCCCGAUGUCAGCCUUCCUGGCGGCUGCUCAGCCCUCGUUUUUCCCGGCUCUGGCACUGCCGCCUGCUCUCACUAAGCCGCUAUCGGAACACAGCCUGGCCGCAGCCGCGGAGGCUGCGCUUCAUCCGGCUCUUACUCACCACCAUCAAGCCGCUCAUCUCCGCAGCCUCAAAAGCCUCGAGCCCGAAGAGGAGGUGGAGGAUGAUCCCAAAGUCACACUGGAAGCAAAGGAUCUAUGGGACCAGUUCCACAAAAUAGGAACAGAGAUGGUUAUUACGAAGUCUGGCAGGAGAAUGUUUCCUCCUUUUAAAGUUCGAAUAAACGGACUUGACAAAAAAGCCAAGUACAUUUUGUUGAUGGAUAUUGUGGCCGCGGAUGACUGUCGCUAUAAGUUUCAUAACUCCCGCUGGAUGGUGGCAGGGAAGGCCGACCCGGAGAUGCCCAAGCGCAUGUACAUUCACCCGGACAGUCCUGCAACAGGAGAGCAGUGGAUGGCCAAACCUGUCGCUUUCCAUAAGCUUAAACUGACGAACAACAUUUCAGACAAGCAUGGAUUUACUAUACUUAAUUCAAUGCAUAAGUACCAGCCUAGGUUUCAUAUUGUGAGGGCCAAUGAUAUUCUGAAGCUUCCCUACAGCACUUUUAGGACUUACGUGUUUCCCGAGACCGAAUUCAUUGCAGUCACUGCUUACCAAAACGACAAGAUUACACAGCUGAAAAUCGACAAUAAUCCAUUUGCCAAAGGCUUUAGAGACACGGGAAACGGAAGGAGGGAGAAAAGGAAGCAGUUAAGUCUCCCCUCGUUACACAUGUAUGAUGUUGGUCAGUGUAAAGUGGACAGAGAAGGAGGAGAUUCAGACGCUUCUUCAGGAGAACAAACCACAGCUAGAGACCAUGCUCACUCCCCUCUUGGACCAGUAGCCAGUCCAAUCACUUUUAGUAGAAGCAGCAAAGAUGAUAAAGCUUGCACUGACAGUGAACAGGAAACAGAUCACCAGGAGGAUCGUAACGGCGGAUUGAACAGUCCUACACAGAAACCAACAUCUCCAUUUAGCCCAAGAUGUGAGGAGCGACCGAGAGAAAAACCGAGUCCUGAUAAGAAGGAAGAUUACUCAGAGUCGAGAAAGCCAAGCGAGUCAAUAUUUAGCUUAAGCAACCUAGACAAAGACAAAUUAGAAAACAAGCCCAGGAAAAAUUCUACAUUCUCGAAAGGACGACAUGGAGUAAAGACAGCUUUCCCGGUCGAGUCCGAGACGAAAGCGGAGCCUUCGCGACGUGCGGGGACGGACGUCGGCCGGCGGACACACCUGCAGAGUCUAGCCCUCUCUGGCCUGCAAAGUCAACAGUUCUUCAACACCGGCCAGCCCCUGCUCUUUCACCCUGGACAAUUCGCGAUGGGCCCCGGGGCUUUUUCGGCCAUGGGCAUGGGACAUCUACUGGCCUCAGUAUCUGGUGUGAGUGCAUUGGAGAAUGGAGUUGUACCAGGCCAGGGAGUCGGAAGUAGUCCUAGUCCAUUUCCCUUUCACUUGUCUCAACACCUGCUAGCCUCUCAGGGCAUCCCUAUGGCCCCCUUCGGUGGUCUGUUCCCCUAUCCGUACACGUACAUGGCUGCAGCAGCUGCGGCCGCCUCUGCACUCCCGACCAGCAGCUCUUCAUCUUCUCUUUCCCGGAACCCGUUCCUGAACAGCUCCAGGUCGCGGCUUCGCUUCAGCCCUUAUCAACUCCCUGUAGCCAUCCCCCCAAGCACAAAUCUGCUCACCACCGGGUUGCCGGCCUCCCUCAAUCCAUCAUCCGAUUCCUCAAAAUCCGGCAGCAGGGAGACGAGCCCUGGGCUUGAUCAGCACAACCAUAAAGCGGCGGGGUCCUCUCAGAGAAACGGUUCUCCCAAAGCCCCACUGAAGGAAUCCAUAAAUGAACUGCAAAAUAUCCAAAGACUAGUGAGCGGCUUGGAGAGUCAGAGGGAGUCAUCCUCGCCCAGAAACUCUCCUAAUUGAGCCCGGAUCAAAAAAACCUAUCCAGAGCAUGACUUGACCUGCCAGAGGAUGUUAAACGGCUAUCAGAAGGAUGUUCGUGUAUUUUUUUAACGUAUGGAAGUGGCAAUAGCAGAGCAGAGAAGAGUAAAUGAGAAAAACACUAGAACUAUAUGUUGCAUUAUUUACUUGGUGCUUUCAUGGUGGAAACUUGAUCUAAAAGUUGCGAAGACAAUCGACUAUGAUCUAUAGCUCAACUGACUCAAUGCAAAACGUACAUCAAAAUCAUGGAAUAAAAUAAAAUAAAAGCAGAAUGUUGGUAUAUAGGCUGAAAAUACCACUGGCCAAUAAGUCGUGGAAAUAAUGACUGAAAUGACACUCAACCAAGCUACAUCCAAAUAAAUAUGUAUUUUAAAAGGGAUUGAAAUUACAUUGGACUGUUUAUGUUAAUCCGAUGGACAGUUGUACGUGAACUAUUUAAUAUAAUUAAAAGAAGAGUAAUUCUGUAAAUAGGCUGUAAGGAUCCAAGAAUAUGCAAAUUGGUAUUAAUUUAUUCAAAGCUGUACAAUGACGUGUAAAUACUAUUUAGAGUUUAACGCAAUGCUUUUUUUUUUCAUUUUACAUAAACGUAUAUUGUAAAUGAAAGCUACAUCAUAUCGCUUGUUGGGUUGGAACAGAUUUGUGAUGCAUUGCUGUUUAAUCUGCCUGUGACACGUAAAGAAAGCGUGCAUAGUUAGCUGUGGCUGAACAACACAUGGGCAACUGUCCAAAACCGCAUACUACUGUAAGUCUGCUAAAUAAUGUCAAAUAGUAAAUCACAUUUAAACUAUUGUCGCAUAGGUGGUCUACUGUUUUGCAUAUUAUUUAGAAUUGUAGUUUGGGCUUUGGAAGGGCCUCAGGAUAUUCACCACAUCACACAUGACAAUAGUCUUCAUGGUCUGGAUUAGAGCUCACAUAAGAAUAUGAGCGUGUUGCAUUUGCUGGUUUCCAGAUUUUUAUUGUUGUUGGAUUCACACUUUCAAUAAA